AUGCAUGUAUCGAAGGCAUUAGUCUCCCAGUUGGAGAGGCUGGCAUCGUCCGUUUUACAUUUGAAGCGCUUGGCAAAAAUCGAAUUUGAGGUACCUGACUGGAUGGGGCUGAGAUUGAGGGAAACUAAGGUGGAGGAAUUGAAAGUCUUGAACCUACGAGGAUGUGAUAAGUUACAUGCAUUGUUGGACUUUCAAGCUCCAGUCAAUUUGGAGAUUCUGAUACUGGAAGAUUGUACUCAGCUAUCUCAAAUUGGGACAUUCAUUCGCGGACUGGAGAACUUGAGUUCCUUCAAUUUGAGAAACUGCAGGCGAGUCAAGAAGUUGCCCCCAGAACUAGCCCAGAUGAAAUCUUUGAAGGAACUUCUGAUUGAUGGAACUGGCAUCGAAACAAUUCAUAUCCAAAAAGCUUCUUUGCAGAAACUCGAAAAACUUAGUGCUUGUGGCUGUGAAAAGCUGAAAGAUAUAUCCCCAAUAGGCCACCUAACGAAACUCGAAAGUCUUGCUCUGGAUGGUGCUAUUAAUUGGCAUCCGGGAAAUCCGGAACCUUUUGAGUUUCCUCAGAAUCUUCGGAGACUUUCUCUAAGGAAUUGUGAGAGGUUGUUGGAAGUUCCACCUUCCAUGGGGAACCUGAGGCUGCUGGAGGUGAUGGACCUUUCAUACACUGGAAUCAUAGAACUACCAGGGUCAGUCAAGGAUUUGAGAUAUCUGAAAACGCUGAAGAUGGAACACACUCACCUACAAAAAUUUCCUGAAGAUAUUGCGAAGUUGGAGAAACUGGAAGAGAUAGAUUUCUCUGGCUGCAGAAGUUUGGGGGGCCAAGUUAGUUGUGAUAUUUCAGGCUUAUCCUCUUUGAGAAUUUUGAGAUUGUCGUUGUCCAAUGUGGCUGGGCUGCCUCAGGGCAUUUGCGGUCACUCUCGCCUCCAAAUCCUUGACGUCCUUCAAUGCAACCAACUUCAAGCACUACCAGAGUUGCCCGCCAGUUUAGUCAGUCUCCGCUGGGGAUCCAGAAACAUGGCAGUCCCCGACUUGUCAUAUUUGACAAAUCUGAAAGAGCUAUGCUUGAAAGAUUAUAAGCAGCCAGAAGCGGGGUCAUCGGGUCAAACUCCAAAUGUUGAGUGGAUCACGAGAUUACCAAGUCUAGAGACCUUGCAACUGUCCGUUUCAAAGGUCACCAAUCUCCCUGGGAAUUUUAGUGCCCUUACUCAGCUCCGGGAACUCUCUUUAUCCUACAUGAAGGAGCUAGACCUCGCACAACUUCCCUCCUCAAGCUUAUUGACUCUGCGGCUCAAACACUGCAAGAUUCCGAAGCCAACAUUUUCUAGUCUGCAACAUCAUCUGUCAGAACUAAAACUAAAAUACUGCGAAUUAGCAGAGAUUGUUUGUCUUGAAGAUUUAAAUCGUCUGGUAGUCCUGAUAAUUUUAUAUUGCAAGGUGUGA
Messenger RNA from Eucalyptus grandis, 1437 nucleotides. RefSeq names its product disease resistance protein RUN1-like. The record is from RefSeq and is a predicted model, not a curated record. Bases 1 to 1437 code for a protein of 478 amino acids. NCBI's taxonomy places the organism in Eukaryota, Viridiplantae, Streptophyta, Magnoliopsida, Myrtales, Myrtaceae. The transcript is spliced from 2 exons.